CUGGUUGUGUGUCGGGCUGUAAACAAAAUCUGCCAUGUAGUGCUUCAUUCUGCGCCUCUCUCUCUCUCCCUCCCCACACACACACACACAGUCGUGCACGAAUAGACGUCGCGGUGUGUGUAUGCGCGUUGUGUUCUAGCCCGGGUUUGCUGUUGUUUGUUAUCUGAGCGCGUCCCCCGUUGACCAUGUCCCCCGCGGUGUGUGAGAUGGAGACCGCGCUCCCCCCGGCCGUGUGACAGGCGCGUGCCCCGGCAGAGAUGGCCGCACCUGCGGAGCACGAGCUCACCUUGGCCGAGGCGGAAUCCGCUAAAGACAAAUCGCAGGUUUUCGGGAUCCUUCGGCUGCAGGAGGAGAGUAAAUGCGCCGCGGAGAAAGCGGCCAGCAGCGCUAGUGCUAGUUCUAGCAGCAGCAGCAGGACGGACGGGAGAUGGCAGGCGCCCAUAUUCGCGUUAGCUCGGAAAGCCUCGGAAACCUUUUCAAGCGGAAUUCACGUCCUGCCCAAAGUGACCGAGCCUAAAGUCUGCGCUUUUACAGAGGAAUGGAGCGUUAACGCCUUCCGUGAUCCCAUGGCUAUGGAGAGGGCAAACUUGCUCAACAUGGCCAAGCUCAGUAUCAAAGGGCUGAUCGAGUCGGCUCUGAGCUUCGGUCGAACGCUGGACUCUGAUUAUCCCCCACUGCAGCAGUUCUUUGUGGUUAUGGAGCACUGUCUGAAACACGGCCUUAAAGUGAAGAAGACUUUUCUUGGAUACAACAAGUCGCUGUGGGGGCCAUUGGAGAUGGUGGAGAAGCUCUGCCCUGAGGCAGGGGAAAUUGCAGCAAGUGUUCGGGACUUGCCUGGGCUCAAGACUCCACUGGGCCGAGCAAGAGCUUGGCUGCGAUUAGCCCUGAUGCAGAAGCGACUAGCAGACUAUCUGCGUGUCCUCAUCACCAGGAAAGACAUACUGAGUGAUUUCUAUGAAAGCUCAGCAGUCAUGCUGGAGGAGGAGGGAGCCGUCAUCGUUGGUCUCCUGGUGGGACUCAACGUCAUCGAUGCCAACCUGUGCGUGAAGGGCGAGGACCUGGACACCCAAGUUGGGGUCAUCGACUUCUCCAUGUACCUAAAAAAUGACAUUGAUGAUUACAGAAGUGAAGAAAGAAACGGGCAAAUUGCAGCAAUAUUAGACCAGAAGAACUAUGUUGAAGAACUAAACAGGCAGCUCAAUUCCACUGUUCAAGGCCUGCAGGGUCGCGUGGACUCUUUAGAGAAAUCAAAUUCCAAACUCAUUGAAGAGUUGGCAAUAGCAAAAAACAACAUCAUCAAACUGCAGGAAGAAAACCACCAGCUAAGAAGCGAGAAUUCAAUAAUCAUCAUGAAGGCUCAGCGCCGACUCGAGGUCACACAGGGGGACGUAAACUGUGAGCUGGACACCUACAAACAGUCCAGGCAGGGCCUGGACGAAAUGUACAACGAGGCACGGAGGCAGCUUAAGGAGGAGUGUCAGCUCCGGCAGGAUGUGGAGAAUGAGCUGGUGGUGCAGGUUAGCAUGAAGCAGGAGAUGGAACUGGCCAUGAAGCUCUUAGAAAAGGACAUCCAUGAGAAGCAGGACACUUUGAUUGGACUUCGGCAGCAACUAGACGAGGUUAAAGCCAUCAAUGUGGAAAUGUACCAGAAAAUGCAGACGUCGGAUGAUGUCAUGAAACAGAAGAACGACAUGAUUGCACGACUGGAGGAGAAGACCAAUCAGAUAACAGCUACCAUGAAACAGCUCGAGCAAAGAUUGCAGGAAGCGGAGAGAGACCGACUUGGCACUGAAGAUGGAAUGCGCAGAUUCAAGCAAGACUUCGCCAACAAAGCAGACAGCCUCCAAAAGCAGAUCAUGCAGAGAGAGAAGGAGAUGCUGCAGCUGGAAACAGACUUAAAAAUCGAAAGGGAGUGGAGACACACUCUACAGAAUGACCUGGAAAGAGAAAAGGAGACCGUUGGCCAACUGAGGACUGAAGCACAGCAAAUAAUUGUCCUCAAAAAGGAGUUUCACAGAUUGCAGGAUGAAAACAGACAGUUGAAAGGGAUAUGUGAGGAACAAGAAAAAGCACUAGAAGAGCUGGGCUGCAAGCUCAGCGAGUCAAAAAUGAAAAUUGAGGAUAUAAAGGAGGCCAAUAAAGCACUUCAGGGUGGACAAGUAUGGCUAAAGGACAAAGAUGCCACACACUGCAAACUUUGUGAGAAGGAGUUCUCCAUUUCCAGGAGAAAGCAUCACUGUAGGAAUUGUGGGGAAAUCUUCUGCAAUGCUUGCUCAGAUAACGAGUUACCCCUGCCUGCCUCCCCAAAGCCUGUGCGAGUAUGUGAUACGUGCCACGCUCUACUCCUCCAGCGCUGCUCCUCCAAUGCCACAUAAGACUUAUACCAGUGUGUGCUGCCCAAGCAGCCGGCUUUGGCUUUAACUCAAGAGUGCCGUGAUUCCAUGCAGUGUGUCAAGGUAUAGCACAAGUGACCAAAAUGGCAUUUCCCAGUGUUUGAAGUUUACAUUUCACAUGGCAGUCCUCCCCGUGGACAGCGAGGUAGCUGUUAAAUGUUAAGUGCCCAAUGAAGGACAUGGGUAUGGUGAACAUACUGAUUCAAGUCCUUGUAAAAAAUAUAUAUUUAUUUUCUUUUUUUUUUUCUUUUUUUAAAGAUAAUCAACUGCCUUUAGCACUACAACUGAGCAGCACUAAAGUGUACUAAUAUUCCAAACAGGUGAACGACAUUCCAGUCUCUGUUCUGAGGAAUGCAGUGAAUAGUGCAUUCUUUGUAUAGUGUUAAAAAACUGUAUUAUGGAAAUACAGUGGGGAUUUUAUUUAAAUUUUGUACUAAAAUGAAUGUGUCCCUAUCUGAGAAGCACCCAUGCCUCUCGUAUAGGAAAAGUAUUUCCAUACGGCACUAACGUUUUCAAUGCUGCUCAAGUGGGAUUGGGACGGAUCCAUCAAAAUAACAGCAACAACGUCCUAAACGAAGUAUUAUUCCACAUUCUAGUACAUUACAGGCUGUGCCUAGGUGCCAAGACAUGUUCCAGAAAGUGCAGCUCAAGCCUGCUACGUACUCGUUUUGAAUGUUUAUUAUGGUUCAUCUUAACGAGUUUAAAUGUAAACUGUUAUGGAAACAGUUGUUAAAUGACAUCAAGUUUCAAAUAUUAAGGUGUAUGGAACAGUAUACAUUUCUUCAAUCACUAAAGCAAAUACUUGCAGUUUCUGCUCCCUUAUUUAAUUAUUUUUACAUUUUGUUAAGGUUAGACAAAUACGACGUAGGGCUUUGCCCCUAUUUGUAAGUUUAUAGCACAUAUCUAAUAAUUACAGUAUUUAAAAUGUUGACCACUGAAUAUAUUGAGCUGAAAUAAUUAAAAGUCACAGCUACUGUGCUGGAUUUAUGAUGAUCUGGAUA
Molecule: messenger RNA, 3394 nt
Organism: Clarias gariepinus (North African catfish)
Lineage: Eukaryota; Metazoa; Chordata; Actinopteri; Siluriformes; Clariidae
Gene: rufy2
Product: RUN and FYVE domain containing 2
Exons: 18
Coding region: 258-2375 (705 amino acids)
Cellular component (GO): cytoplasm
Molecular function (GO): metal ion binding
Source: RefSeq, a predicted model, not a curated record